Aspergillus lentulus is the source of this 1344-nucleotide messenger RNA. RefSeq lists its product as uncharacterized. The record is from RefSeq and is a predicted model, not a curated record. NCBI's taxonomy places the organism in Eukaryota, Fungi, Ascomycota, Eurotiomycetes, Eurotiales, Aspergillaceae.
AUGGCCAACUCCACAACAUCAUCCGGUUGGGUCAAGGAACCCGACGGGCGCGGAACAUGGGGCAUCCUCUCGACAUGUCUGCUAACCAUCACUCUAUGCUGCUGGACAUCUGUAUGCCCCAAUCUCCCCGCUAAAUCAGAUGGAGACUGGGCCCGCCUGCGGGAUAAAUUCCACCUCGCGUGUAUGGGGAUCCUAGGCCCGGAGUUUCUUUUGAUGUUGGCAGCGGGACAGUGGUCGUCGGCUAGGACGUCGGUUAAGGAGUUUCGCAGGUUAAAUAAUAAACGAGGAAAACGGGAGUGGACCAUGACGCACGCGUUCUAUGCGGAUAUGGGAGGGUUUCUUCUCGAGGGGCCUGGGGUUGAGACUCCGUUCCCGGUUGAUGCGAAGCAGUUGCUUUUCCUAGUCGAGCAGGGAUAUGUAGAGUAUCCAGAAAUUACUCGGGAGGAUAUCGAUGACCGGAACAAGUCAGAUGGGUUCGCGAGAUUCAUCGCAGUGUGUCAGGCGGUUUGGUUGCUGCUCAAUUGUAUCCUGCGUGGGGCAGAAGGUCUUGCUUUGACAACGCUGGAGCUUACUACUAUCUCCUUUGUCAUCGUCUUCUUCGCAACAUCGUUUUGCUGGUACUACAAACCGCAAGAUAUAACCAGUACGACCACCGUAACCCUCGCGGUAGAUAUCAGCACUAUCCAGAAAAAGCACUGCCCUCCAGAGCUCGAAGAAUGGUACACAAACCCCUUGGAAUUCCUGCAUCCCAACCUCUACAUCUGCCACGUCUUUUGGCGCUACUUCAACCAGAUUCUUCGCCGGAUUCACUGUCCCAUCUUCUCUCGUCCCGUCACCACCAAACCUUACAACCGCAUCCCAAGCGAUGAUUUCCCGCAUCUAGAUACACUAGCUGACGCCCUCGCUUGUCCGAUCGUCCUCCUCUUUGGCAGCAUGUUCAUGAUUGCUUGGAGGUUUGACUUUCCCUCUUCUCUCGAGCGAAUCCUGUGGCGCAUCGCGUCCUGCUAUACACUGUUAUUCUCCAUCUUCGGCGGUCCAUACAUACAAUUCUGCUACAAAGUUCUUCUUCCACGGCAUGCUGAGAAACGAAGGGCUGGGGAUGUGGAAGCGACAAUUCCGCAGACGCGGAUGCAGCAUCUCGCUGCGAAGAUGAGAAAUAUCCAUACUUCGAGGGACCCAAGGUUGGAGAUUCCGCUGUUAGCGCUCAUCCCUGUGACCGUGUUGUGCGCUUUGUAUUGUAUUUCUAGGGCGUAUAUACUCGUUGAGGAUUUGGUUGGGCUGCGAGAUCUACCCGAGUCGGCGUUUCAGACGGUGGAGUGGUCCGUUUAUAUUCCUCAUUGGUAG